Molecule: messenger RNA, 1732 nt
Organism: Neltuma alba
Lineage: Eukaryota; Viridiplantae; Streptophyta; Magnoliopsida; Fabales; Fabaceae
Product: G-type lectin S-receptor-like serine/threonine-protein kinase At5g24080
Exons: 6
Coding region: 192-1634 (480 amino acids)
Biological process (GO): protein phosphorylation
Molecular function (GO): ATP binding; protein kinase activity
Source: RefSeq, a predicted model, not a curated record
CCCUCAUGAUCAUCAUCUUCGCCUUCCUUCAAUCUGCAAGUCCUCCUUCACACUAUUUUCUUAGUUGGGUAUGAGUUUCAUAAACCACAAAUCACAUUUUCUCCGUUCGACUUUCCCUCGUUAAUUGCCAGAAAAGUCUCAGAAUUGAGGGCACGAUAAUCUGAGAGAGAAACACAACACCGUAGAUUCGAAUGGAUAGGGAUGCCAAUUGUUUGGAGGCAACUAGAUCAUUCAUGUCAUCUGUUUGGAGGGAAGGCAGUCGCGCUAUCAAUCUCAUCGCGAUCUCCCUUCUGUGCAUAGUGGGGAUAGCAAUGGCUUUGCGUGGACAUCGGACCCUACUCAUUAUUUUCGGCAACGUGGUCGGGGUCAUUGGCCUUGCAUUACUUACCAUGUUACUACCUCGUAUUGAGGACGCGGAUAAGUUUCUGACAUUUACUAUGGAAAAGUUUCUGAAUGAUUUAGAAAGACAAGGCCCAACAAAGUUCACAUCAUAUGACAUAAUGAGCGCAACGAACAACUACACCACCAUGUUGGCGUCGGGAGGCUUUGGAUCAGUUUAUAAAGGAACAUUUAUUGAUGGAUCUGUUGCGGCAGUGAAAGUUCUACGUGGUGGCGUUUCUGCCAAGAGAAUGGAGGAGCAAUUCAUGGCUGAAGUUGGCACAAUUGGGAGAGUUCAUCAUAUGAAUCUGGUUCGCCUCAUUGGAUUCUGCGUUGAAAAGGAUACGACAGCUCUAGUUUAUGAGUACAUGAGCAAUGGCUCUCUUGACAAACAUCUGUUUGCUAGUGAAAAGAAUAAGAACUUGGCAUUUGAGAAGCUUCAUGAGAUUGCGGUUGGAACAGCCAGAGGGAUUGCUUACUUGCAUGAAGAAUGCCAAGAGAGGAUCAUCCACUAUGACAUAAAACCUCAAAACAUCCUCUUGGACCAUAAUUUGCAUCCUAAAGUUUCUGAUUUUGGUUUAGCUAAGCUUUGUAGCAGCGAAAAAUCUUAUGUCACAAUGACAGGUCUUAGAGGGACGCCGGGUUAUGCUGCACCAGAACUUUGGAUGCCUUUCCGUGUAACUCACAAAUGCGAUCUUUAUAGUUUUGGAAUGUUGUUGUUUGAAAUCGUAGGAAGAAGAAGAAACCUCGCGGGGAACGUCCCAGAAAGUCAAGAGUGGCUUCCUAUGAGGGGUUGGAAAAAGUUUGAGAGUGAAAAUCUAAGAGAUUUGAUAACAGGUUGUGGUAUUGAAGAUAAAGACGAAGAGAUGGCAGAAAGAAUGGUAAAAAUAGCUCUGUGGUGUGUUCAGUAUAAACCAGAAUUGAGACCUAAGAUGAGUGAUGUGGUGAAAAUGUUGGAAGGCUCCAUGGAUGUUGCAGACCCUUCAAACCCAUUUCAACACUUGAUGGAUGAGGCAGAUCAAGUGGAUAGUAGUAUUGAUGGUGGCUUAUCUACUCUUGAAGGAACUGAAUCUUCCAUUUGUAAUAGUACAAGAAUGAAAAAACAAAGGACGUACCCAGACUGCAGGACCAGAAAAUGUUUUUCUUGCAGAAACAGGGAUUCAAAUAUUGGUUCAUCACGUUACGAAAGACUAGUACCUUUUGCUAAACACUGUGCAAAGAGUUUUUAUCCGAAAAAGGAAAAGAAACGAAGGUGAAAGGAGUUAUUACCGCGGCAAUGGGGUUGUUCGGACAGCUAGAUUUAAUCGGAAUGAACGGCAAAGAUCAUCAUCUUAAUUUCUGCAAAAGAAAACAG